UUCUCUAUCUCCUCUCUUUCUUUCUUCCUUUCUCUUUCUCUGCAAACUCUCUUUCUCUCUCUCUCUUGUUGAUUUGAUUCUCCAACACAGUUCUCCCAAAAAACUCAUCCAACCUUUACAAAAGAGAAAGAGCAAGAACCAUGGUUUUUUCUUCCAUCCCAGCUUAUCUUGAUCCAGCCAACUGGCAACAGCAACCAAAUCAUCCCCCAGGAACUACUGCUGCUGCUGCGAGCUCACAGCUUCUUCCACCUCCACCGCCGCCGCCGCCACCUCCACAACCUCAUGGAGGCGGCAGCUCCGGCUCGAUCCGGCCUGGCUCAAUGGCUGAUCGAGCUCGCAUGGCUAACAUACCGAUGCCAGAGACCGCAUUAAAAUGCCCAAGAUGCGAAUCUACAAACACUAAAUUUUGCUACUUCAACAAUUACAGCCUCACCCAACCUCGCCACUUCUGCAAGACCUGCAGAAGGUACUGGACUAGAGGUGGCGCUCUCAGAAAUGUCCCCGUGGGAGGAGGCUGUAGGAGGAACAAAAGGAGCAAAGGGAGCAGUUCAAAGUCCCCAGCAAGCAGCGCCGAUCGCCAAUCCGGUAGUGCUGGUUCCACCAGCUCAAUUCCCUCGAAUAGUGGAACCGCCGGGGAUGUAAUAGGCCUCGGCCCGACUAUGCCACCGCUGCGCUUCAUGACUCCUAACUUGCAUCAACUCACUCACGACUUUGCUGCAAGCGAGAUCGGCUUGAACUAUGGCUUGAAUUACGGCGCGAUCUCGGCACCAAUGGGAGUGGCUGGUGACUUGAAUUUCCACAUAGGAAGCGCUUUGGGAGGAGGUGCUGGUACCGAUGGAGGAGGAUCUUUGUUAUCGAGUGGGGGUUUAGAGCAGUGGCGGCUGCAGCAAACACAGCAGUUUCCCUUCUUUGGUGGCUUGGAUCCUAAUUCAGUACCGGGGUUGUUUGGUAGUGGUGUUGAUGCAUCCAGUUACGUGGGUGGAGCGAGUCAGGGCCGAGUCAAGGCGUCUAGCUCGGGAGUUACUCAGCAGGCGGCUUCAGUGAAAAUGGAAGAAAAUAAUCAGGAACUGAAUUUGUCGAGGCAGUUCUUGGGAAUCCCUGGCAAUGAACAGUUGGAGUGGUAAUACAAGUACUACUGCAUGGACAGAUCUUUCUGGUUUUAGCUCUUCCUCCACUACCAGAAACCCCCUAUAGAGUUUUGCUAGCUUCCACGUGGCCUUUGAUCAAGAAGCUCAUCUAGUCCAUGAUCAUGAAGCUUUGGUUUCUUUUUUAUUAGUGUGGCUGCAAUCAAAGAUCCAAAAAUUAACUUCAAAGACGUAAUUUCAUCCAAAUCCAUAGCAUCUACGUACGUACUUACCUUUUAAGUUCCUAGCUUGUCCAAGAUGAAGAAACUUGCGACGGAUCCCGAGGACGUCCUUGUUUCCAGAUCAACUCAUGAAAACCCUAGAAAUAUGGUAGGUUAAUUAAUAUUAUUAUUUAAUUUUGGUAAUUUCUUCCACUUAAUUAGCUCUUUUACAUUUUUUGUUUUUUCUUGUGAUCAUUUCUCUCUUAGCUUUAGAUUGGAGUGUAUGAACAUGUUUACGAUAGCGAGUGUUAUGAGAUCAUGAAGUUUUUGAACCAACCCGGACAUGCCGUCAUCAUAAGCAUUGUCUUGAUCAAUGAUUUUAAUUCAAGCUGUACU
This is a messenger RNA of Juglans regia (Persian walnut), 1681 nucleotides long. Its product is annotated as dof zinc finger protein DOF5.1-like. The record is from RefSeq and is a predicted model, not a curated record. Lineage: Eukaryota; Viridiplantae; Streptophyta; Magnoliopsida; Fagales; Juglandaceae. Gene Ontology annotation, biological process: regulation of DNA-templated transcription. Gene Ontology annotation, molecular function: DNA-binding transcription factor activity; DNA binding.